AUGUGCUCCGACGAGAAUGGCGCUCACCACACGCUCUACUACCUCAACGCUCAGCUCGAGGCUUUGUACAACAGUGCGAAGCACUGCCUCGCUGAGCAUGGUGGGUCACGUCGCCUAGAGAACCAACCCAACUACGCCCUAGCAAAGUAUAGCGCUGCUAGUCUGGACGGUACCUUCGAUGUCGCUUUCCACGCCACUUUUGGCAAGCCCGUCCUGGAGUUCAUCUGUAGCCAUGACGCCGUCCUUCACCUCACCCUGGAUGAAAGUCGUUUGGUUGUGGCGGGUGAUGACUCGACGCCGUACCCCGGUCCUCUACGGACUCGGUUCUCUUUCUACCUGCCGCAUGUUUCAUUCGGGAGCGUCCAGCUCACGCGUUUCCUCGCGGGCUAUCUUCAAUUGCUCCAGGAAGCUGGCAACCAUGUUCUCUUCUCCCCUCCCAAGUUUGGCUUUCUUCCACACUCCAUCCGAGGAAUCAGCGUCGACCAGAUCAACACCUAUCUUACUUCGAUCUGGCUCAAGUCGUCCAUGCUUUCCUAUCGCGGCAUCAACGGCGACAAGGUUAACUGGCCUCUUCGACUCCUCGCACAGUUCAACACGAGGUCGUACGGGCAAGGGACGUACGGUCGCUUCCGUAUGGGAUUGGAGCCUCCUACCGUUGAGAUCGUUUGCGACAAGGAGCUCAUCAUUUACUUCAACAUCGACGAACUUGAUUGUUUCGAUCACAGCGGGAACGUUACUCACUCUUUCAAAGACUGGAGGGUUGCUCUAGUCGUCGAUGUCUUGUACUCCGACGCAGCUGACGGUCGCGCUGUAACCCUUCGGCUCGACUAUGACAAAGAGCCGCGCUACCAUGAUUUGAAGUCGUACUUCCCCGGUCUCGACGAGGAUGAUGCGGUAUGCGCCGAACAGACGGAACUUCUUGUGCGAUUCUUCACGAAGGAGUACGUCCGCCUCCUGAAGGACGUCCACUACGACAUUCUGUACACCCACGACACCCGCUGGGAGACGGUCCACAAGCCUCUUGAGCACCCCUCCGGCGGGUGGGAAGUCGGCCUUCCGGACCACUCGCGCGACUCGAUCCGGCACACGCACAUGUACGGCUUCGACCAGGUCGCCGCGCUUUCACAUGGCUCGCUCGACGCGCAUUUCGCCUCACUUCGCAAGAGCGCCCAAGGUAUUCUGCGCCAGUGGAAGCACGACAAGUUCUUCAGCGCCACGUUCAAGCCGCUCACGGUCCGCCUUCUCAGCGACAAUCGCGCGAUCGUGUGGGUGCACCUCAAGGGCGGCGCGCUCACCACGCUCCGCGAGUGGGUGCCGUCGCUGGAGCCCGACGCGAUCGCUACUUUCGGGGAGUGGCGCCUCGCCUUCGAGGUGCCACUGAAGAAGUGCUCGCAACACGAGCUGGAGGGCUUUGAUUCGGAUGCAUACCAGAACACCAUGGCCUUCCAGAAGCACGGUGUCGUUGAAGACUGCGAGCUCUACCACGUCUGUCUCGACCUCCACAAUGCUGAAUACAUCCAUGACUACUCGCUGGGAUCCGCCACUCCUGUCCUCAAGCUGCAGGCGGCCAUCCACUACAUCACUCAACACUACUUCCCGGCCCUCUGCAAGCAUGCUUUCCACGUCCUCACCAGCGUCCCCGUCUGGAAGGCGGACGCGACUCUCCCCUCCUCCUACGCGCUCACGAGCGUUGACUUCCAAGUCUACUCAUCCACACCCGUCACGCGCAAGAACUGGGCGCACGUCUCGGCCGGGCACGAGCCUGUGCUCGUCAUCUUCGGCAUGACCGCGCACCGCCCUCCGCCCGCACACCACCUCGACUGGUCCGCGUACUGGGUGGUGCACGCUGAGGCCGCGCGCAGCUUCUCGCACGGGACGCUGAGCAUCGCGCGGCGCGUGUUCAUGGACGAGCGCGUGCUCACGCUCCUUGCUCGCGUCAACGUGCUCACCACGCUCGUCCCCAGCGCGCGGAUGCGCUCGAGCAGCCCGACGCAAGAAGUGGCCGGCGAGUGGGUCAUCCAGCCUCUGGCGGACGACGGCACGCUCCAGUACCUCUGGCAGCACAACGAGCGCUGGCAGUACGACUCGCGCGGCAACGCGAACCCGACGAACACCUCGCGCGGCGUAUCUUGCGUUACGCGCAACUAUGUGGAGCUCCCACCGCCCGCCCGCGCGUCCGUCAGCUGGUCGACGCACGUCACCGUCCAUACGCUCGGGAACACCAUCAAGGUCGACACCGUCGGCUCGCACGACCCUGUCUUCACCCCGGCCACCUACGCGAUCGGGCCCGACCUCCUCACCGAGGCGUUCCCGCCUAAGGUCGACCUCGACGGGCUCGUACGCGAGAUGCGCGCGUUCGAGGGCGCGUGGCAGUACUGCUUCCCGCUCGCGGGUGCGGGCGCGUACGCGCUCGGGAGCCCGGUCUUCAACGCGGACGGGGACCUACUUUUUGAGCUCCGUCGGCACGGCGCGAGCGCGCGCGAGGGCGACGGUGGGCGGCGGCUCCGCCAGAAGCGGGCGCCGCUCGCGAUCACGAACGGGAGCGUGCCGGAGUGGCAGCUCGCCACGCCGCGCAUUGGGGUCGAAGUCGCCAACGAGGUGACGGACGGGCCCGGGGCGUACAACGGCAAUGGUGAGCAACCGAUGUUGAAGUCGAUUGCUGCCGCCCCGGAGUUCUCUGAGUAUGCUCCCAGCGAGCUCGGGGUGGGGGACGACUCGCAGGCCUCCAUUAGCGUCGCGGAGUGA
This is a messenger RNA of Epithele typhae, 2745 nucleotides long. RefSeq lists its product as uncharacterized. The transcript is spliced from 14 exons. Lineage: Eukaryota; Fungi; Basidiomycota; Agaricomycetes; Polyporales; Epitheliaceae. The record is from RefSeq and is a predicted model, not a curated record. Bases 1 to 2745 code for a protein of 914 amino acids.